CAUCACCACUAUAAAAUCUCUCCCUCCACCUCUCUCUCUCUCUCAAAUCGCUUUCUCUUUCUAAAAUUCCUCACUCUAAAAGAGAACCUCAGAACCAGCUGCGAGGUGAGCGCUUUUCAACAGAUUUUCCGCUUCUUCUUCGGAGACGCAGAGAUGCAUAAUAAGGACGCUUGCUCCCCCUCCGCCAACGGCGGAUUCGGCGCCGUCACCGCCGGUCAAAUUUCGUCACCCGGCGGCGUCUACAGCUCACUGUACUCGGCCUUGUCGAACGACAGCAUUGCGUCACUCUCCGCGAACGGCGGUGGCGUUUCGCUGUAUCCGUACUCCGAGUCAACUCAGUACGACUCGGGCGUGAUUCAGAAGCACCAGGACAUGGUGAACCGUCACAGCAUGUGCCUGAGUCGCCUCGUGGAGACUUCGAAAGAGGUGGAGGCUCUGCGGCAAGAGAACGGCCAGCUCCGCGCGGCGAACAAGGAGCUGCAGAAGCAGCUGCACCUCGUCAUCCAGGCCUCGCUGGAGAACCAGUAUGGCGGNGGCGGCUCCUCCGGCCAGCCGCAACCGACGCUGUUUGAUGUGGCGCACAGCUUCCGCGGCCUGCACAUUGGAGAGGGUAAAGAGAACUGCGCCGAUUGGAAUAACAACAAUAACAAUAUUAAUAAUAGUCAUAACAACAUGAAUAGUAAUGGCAACAAGGAGCUGCAGGAAAUUUCAGACGAGAGUCCAACGAGCGUUAUUGAGAAUAACGUGGUGGAAGUGGAGAGGUUCUCUCUCCCUAAGAGCAUAUCUGUGAGGUCCAAUGGCUACUUGAAGAUGGCUCAGUCUGCGGCUCUAGCCGCCAACAAUAACGCCUCUCGCAACAAAGGUGCCACUCGUCCACGCACCUCCGCCACUCCACCUGAAGCCGUUCAAAAGGUAUAUGUGCGUGGAGGGCAGAAAGAGGAAGAGCCUCUUGAAAUGGUAGUGUAUAACCAAGGGAUGUUCAAGACUGAGCUGUGCAAUAAGUGGCAAGAAACUGGCACAUGCCCAUAUGGAGACCACUGCCAAUUUGCUCACGGUAUUGGGGAGCUUCGCCCAGUCAUCCGCCACCCACGCUACAAAACUGAGGUCUGCAGGAUGGUCCUUGCUGGGGUUGUCUGCCCUUAUGGCCAUAGAUGCCAUUUCCGCCAUGCACUUACUGAGCAAGAGAAAGCUGUCGUAUCACAGCCUAAGCCCAGAACAAUGAAGCUCGAAAGAUAGUCUGCUGGCCAGAGUAAACGUAAAUGGUACAUAAUAAUAUUCUUCAUUGUGUAAUUACAAACAUGGACAACCACCACCUAAAUAAUAAUUACUUUUCCAAUGAAAAGUAAGCCUAAAAUAACAAAAACAAAACAAAAAUAGGAGGCUUGCGGCAAGAUGAGAUCUAGAGCAGGAUUCUUGGGGGAGAAUGUGGUCAGUAGUCGUCGAUCGUGUCUUUCUUUUUUCUUCCCGUCAAGUUUGACAUUUUCAUUUUUGAACUUUACAUACAUAAUACGUCUCAUGUUCCCAAUCCAAGCAACCAAAGAGAAAGUAUUCUUUGUAAUCAUACUACUUUUUUUGGUUUUACUUUUUUUUUUUGGUACUUUUGCAAUGAUACCAUUUGAUACUUUGCAAAGAAAGCAACUUCUCAUUGCGGUUGUAA
Cajanus cajan (pigeon pea) is the source of this 1657-nucleotide messenger RNA. The record is from RefSeq and is a predicted model, not a curated record. Lineage: Eukaryota; Viridiplantae; Streptophyta; Magnoliopsida; Fabales; Fabaceae.